GCUCGAGCCUUGUUCCCCUUCCUCCGUGUGCGUGUGUAGUUGUGAGGCGCUGCUAUGUUAAUCAGGUCACUGGUAGCGAGUGCCUGCACUCUCGGGGUAUUUGGAGCUGCUGCGUAUAAAUUUGCCCCCAGUAAACUCCAGUCAGCCUUCUUUAGUUCAGUUGUAAGGAAGUCCUCUCUAGUGGAGCAGUCCGACAUGAAGAUAGAGCUGCUGCCCGCUCUCACUGAUAACUAUAUGUACCUCCUCAUUGAUGAGGACACAAAAGAAGCGGCCAUUGUUGACCCAGUCGAACCCAACAAGGUUGUUGAAGCAGUGAAGAAGCAUGGCGUGAAGCUAAAAACUGUCCUGACCACACAUCACCACUGGGAUCAUGCUGGCGGUAAUGAGAAACUGGUGAAGUUGGUUCCAGGACUGACGGUAUACGGAGGUGAUGACCGGGUCGGAGCCUUAACUAAAAAAGUGACUCAUUACAACACUUUUAAGGUGGGCUCCCUGAACGUAAAGUGCUUGUUUACACCAUGCCACACCUCCGGACACAUCUGCUACUAUGUGACAAAAGAAAAUAGCUCUGAACCACCUGCUGUGUUCACAGGUGAUACCCUCUUUGUGGCAGGCUGUGGGAAGUUCUUUGAAGGUACAGCUGAUGAGAUGUAUAAAGCUCUCAUAGACGUUUUGGGGCGGCUUCCUCCAGAAACGCGUGUAUAUUGUGGUCACGAGUACACCAUCAACAAUCUGAAAUUUGCGCGCCAUGUUGAACCCGACAAUGAAGCCAUCAGGAAAAAGCUUGCAUGGGCUAAGGAGACAUAUGACAACGGCGAGCCCACCAUUCCUUCAACCAUGGGAGAUGAGUUUACAUACAACCCAUUCAUGAGAGUGAGAGAGAAGUCGGUACAGGAACAUGCAGGAAAGAGUGACCCCAUUGAGACCAUGAGGAGCAUCCGCAAAGAGAAGGACGGCUUCAAAGUGCCCAAAGACUGAACUUCGACUGAACACCGUCCGUACGACCUCCACCACUACACUCUUCAUGCUCUUUCGCCUAAAAAACUAGCAAAUACUACACAGACAAAAACAUGAAAUACUUUAGUGACGAUCCAAAAUUUGUGAUCACUCCUUUUUGGUGAAAUAAUUUGUGAGUGUUUGUUUUGCAUGUGUGUUUCUUGAGCUUUGGUCAGCUUUUUGUCCACAGUGAGUAAGCACUACAUGUAAAGGGUGGGGCCAGUCCAGUCGUGGGGGGCCACAGCACUGCGGUCAUGUGUGUAAAAUCAGCAUUUUUUUUGACUGAAUUUGACUGAACAUAUUAUUAAACACAUUGAAUUCAGUUAGCUGGCCCCUCACGGCUGGAGUUCAAUCUGGAUUAAAGAAAAUAAAUUAUUAAAUAAAACACAAUACAUAUCAGUUUUGUUAUGUAAAGGUACUAAUUACUGGUGGCAUUGCCGUCAUACAGUCUCAUACAUUUCAGUUUGUCACAUUUUAGAAAAAUUCUUGAUUCUUAGCUGGCUAAUUGAUUGACAGCCAUAUUUAUGUUUAUGUGGUUUUGAGAGGAGGGAUUGUUCAUUUACUAAACUAAUGUCUUAAUGUGCAAUGUUUUAUUUUGUAAAAUGAAGAGAAAUAUUUUUUAAGCUUGAUGAAUGUUUCACUGUUUUUGGUGUAAAAGACUGAUUAUAUGAAUUAUAUAAUACAUACACAGAUCCUCCGUUAGCCCAUCAGCAUGUGUAGAUAAUGAUGACUGAAAUCUCAGUAAUAUUGCUUUUGAUUUGUUAUUCAGCAUUGUUUAAGAAUCUCUUUUGGUCAAUUCCAUUUUAAGCAGUUUUGUGCUCCAGCAUCAUAUAUUAAUUUAACAGUGUUCAUGCUACUUUCUGCUACAGUAAUCAUUUCAGCUGGUCCUGCACUUUCUGUUCUGACAAGCUACAGAGUGAUUGUAUUUUUGCGUGUUCAAUAAAAGCACACAAACUUUA
Astyanax mexicanus (Mexican tetra) is the source of this 1955-nucleotide messenger RNA. RefSeq names its product hydroxyacylglutathione hydrolase (gene hagh). Gene Ontology annotation, biological process: glutathione metabolic process. Bases 55 to 978 code for a protein of 307 amino acids. Gene Ontology annotation, molecular function: hydroxyacylglutathione hydrolase activity. Gene Ontology annotation, cellular component: mitochondrion. The transcript is spliced from 9 exons. Lineage: Eukaryota; Metazoa; Chordata; Actinopteri; Characiformes; Acestrorhamphidae. The record is from RefSeq and is a predicted model, not a curated record.